AUGGAGCGGCCCCGCGUCGCGUUCGCGCCCGUCGCGUAUACGCCUGGGUUCCCUGCUGAGGGCGGUGUGCUCGAUGCGCCGAAGGAAAGCCUCCCGUUACCUACCACCAGCUCCUUCACCACCGGUACGCCCAACGCCUCGACGGCUCCCACCCUCGGCGCCCCGACAGUGCCCAUCCUCGGCGCCCCGACCCCGACCCCCACCCCCUCACCCCUCGGCAACAUCCCCACCGAGGCCGAAUGGCACGCCCUCUGGGCCGCCUGGGACCUCGUCACUCUGUCAAUGAUCCCGCCCGACAUGCUGCACCAGAAGCCGAUCGACUUGCGGCACAAGUGCUUGUUCUACAUCGGGCACAUUCCGACUUUCCUCGACAUGCUCCUGAACAGAGCUGUGGGCGGGGGACCUAGUGAGCCGGCGUACUUCUGGAACAUCUUCGAGCGGGGGAUCGACCCGCAUGUGGACGAUCCGGACCAUUGUCAUAACCACUCCGAGGUGCCCACCCGCGACGAGGACUGGCCGACCCUCGAGACGAUCAUCGCUUUCCGCGACCGCGUCCGCGCGCGCCUCAUGCGCCUCUACGCCGACCUGCGCGCCGGGCGGGUCGCGCUGUCCCGGAACAUCGCGAGGACGCUGUGUUAUACGCUCGAGCAUGAGGGGUUCCAUGUGGAGACCCUCCUCUACAUGCUCAUCCAGCGCGCGGGCUCGGGCACGCUGCCCCCGCCCGGCUUCACCCCGCCACCCUGGGACCUCCUCAAGGCGCAGUGGGAUGCCCUGCCUCAGCCCGCGACGUCUACCGUCACCCUUGGCCCCGCGGAGAUCACGCUUGGGCACGACGACUCAGAGGGGGAGGAUUCCACACGUCAAUACAGCGAGCAAGAAAUCGUCAACCAUGAAUUUGGAUGGGAUAACGAGUCGCCGGCGCGACGCGUGCAGGUCAGCGCGUUCCGCGCGGAGUGGCGGCCCGUGACGAAUGGGGAGUUUGAGGUGUAUUGGAGGAUGGGCGAGGGGAGGGUGCCGAUGCCGAAGAGUUGGGUGGAGGAGGAGGGGGAGGUUAAGGUGAGUAGUGUUUGCAUACUCACAGUCCGCACCAUGUACGGCCCCGUCGCCUUCGAUGUCGCGCGGAACUGGCCCGUGCUGACCGCCUACGACGACCUCGCUGCGUACGCUGCCAGCAAGGGCGGCCGCCUCCCCACUGAGCCCGAGCUGCGGCUCUUCCUCGACACGUACGACGUCGGGCACGCCGGGGGCGCGAACGUGGGUUUCCGCAACUGGCAUCCAGUACCCGCGACUGCAGGACUAGAGUUGGGUGGCGAGGCCUCCACCAUCAACGACACCACCACCGCCACCUCCGCCUCCUCCUCCUCGCCCUUCAGCACCGGCUUCACCAGCGGCGCCGGCUCCAACGGCGGCGUCUGGGAGUGGACGAGCACCGCCUUCGACACGCACCCCGGGCUGGCGCCCACCCAGCUCUUCCCGGGGUACUCGACCGACUUCUUUGACACGAAGCACCAGGUCGUGCUCGGCGCGUCGUACGCGACGAUCCCGCGCCUCGGGCGGCGCACGGUGCGCAACUUCUACCAGCACAACUAUCCGUAUCCGUGGGUGGCGGGGCGGGUGGUGUAUGAUGUGUAG
Schizophyllum commune H4-8 is the source of this 1632-nucleotide messenger RNA. RefSeq lists its product as uncharacterized. The transcript is spliced from 4 exons. NCBI's taxonomy places the organism in Eukaryota, Fungi, Basidiomycota, Agaricomycetes, Agaricales, Schizophyllaceae. Bases 1 to 1632 code for a protein of 543 amino acids. The record is from RefSeq and is a predicted model, not a curated record.